Molecule: messenger RNA, 3612 nt
Organism: Symbiodinium sp. CCMP2592
Lineage: Eukaryota; Dinophyceae; Suessiales; Symbiodiniaceae
Source: the annotation of a GenBank genome assembly
AUGGAGCCAGGCACGCGUGCAGAAGUCGCGGCCUUGUUGGAGAGCUCUCAGGAGCUGGGGACCAAGGUGGAAAAAGUGGUGCAGGUGCUGACGAGCGCAGGUCUUGCGUACAAGCGAAGGGAGCCUGUGACGGCUAUGCUCGUGCAUCCAAAAAAUCGCGGAGGGCUGAUGGUGCAACCACACGAUGCACAUGCCAAUGGCAGAGUCAUGCUUGAGGCCGGGCUGCGGCGGGAGCUCCUGGAAGCUGGCAGCGUUUGCUUCGAGAUGAGCAGCGAUGCCACGUUGCGCGAGUCGCAGUACGCGGCCAACGAGCGCGUAGUCGCAGCUGCAGAGGGAAUGCUGGCGCCCGUGACCCGAACGGAACGGUUUCUCACCGUGGCGGGGUCGCACACAGCGGCCUUUUUGAAGGCGACCGUGACAGGCGCACGUGCCGCGGACGGUAGCAGCCUGGGCGCCCUUGUGGCGGGGCGCGAGCCGGACCACCCGGUGAACGUGCUACUUCGCGACGGCUGGGAAUGGUUGAUCAUUUCCUCUUCUGUUGAGGCGAGCUUUCCAGAGCUGGCGACUUCAUUCCAGCAGUCUUACAACACGGCGCACGCUGCUGCGAAGGUGCUGAGUGAGGUGGAGUGCAUGCAGACUUUUGCAAGUCUGUUCAUGCAGAAGAGAGCACAUGGCAGCUUGACCGAGGAAGAGCGCAAGGACGCUGCCCUGGAGCAGCUCUUGCUGUCGAAACCAGCGUGCGCGAAAUACGCGGGUAGCUUGGCGCAGUACGUUUUGUUGUACGGCGGGGGAGAAGGUGAGCGGUUCCCGCUGGUCGAGUUUUUGGCUUGCUUUAGCAAGGUCUUCGGAGCAUCUAUGAUGCUGGGGGAGGAUUUCGUGCGCGCAGUGGUCGCGACAGAAGUGAAGGGGCAACUUCUGCCGAUGGUGAGGUGCGCCUUGCUGGCAUGCCAGCUUACGGCGCCGGUGCAGAAAUGCAGGGAUGGGUUUGCGCGACUUCUCUUGUCGAGUGACGCAGAGAAGCUACGCGGGGCGGCGCUCGCGAAGCGGGUGGCGGAGACCGAGGAGUGUCUGGCGCGCGCUUGGCCGCUGUACCUGCAGGCGGCAGCUUUGGCGGAGAAUGGGGAGCCUCUGAAGGCUAUGGGCCGCUUGAUGGUGCGAGCCGUGCUCCUGCUACUGCAGAAGCAAAAGGCUGGAAGGGAGGCGCGGGUCUACGCGAACUUGGCGGAGGUGAGCGCGGUGUUCGCGAAGGAGCUGCAGGGCGAGGGUGCGCCUGCAGCGGCGGCGUCCGGGACCAAACGCUCGAAGCAGCAGCCGGAGAGAGCUCUGAGCUUGAAGGAGUGCGCCGACCCGGCGGUCGUGGCACUGCAGGGGAACAAGCACCUGAUGCUGGGAGAGCGGUAUACCAACAAGGAGCACGCUGCACAAGUCUUCCGCUUGGUGAGCUUGGACGCUGCGGGCGCGGUCUUUCGCGGGCAGCGCUUGUUCGAGCCGGAGCUCGAGGACGCCGCAGAGCACGUAAGUCUAGCGAAGCUAGCGGUUGGCGGCAUGGAGCCAGGCACGCGUGCAGAAGUCGCGGCCUUGUUGGAGAGCUCUCAGGAGCUGGGGACCAAGGUGGAAAAAGUGGUGCAGGUGCUGACGAGCGCAGGUCUUGCGUACAAGCGAAGGGAGCCUGUGACGGCUAUGCUCGUGCAUCCAAAAAAUCGCGGAGGGCUGAUGGUGCAACCGCACGAUGCACAUGCCAAUGGCAGAGUCAUGCUUGAGGCCGGGCUGCGGCGGGAGCUCCUGGAAGCUGGCAGCGUUUGCUUCGAGAUGAGCAGCGAUGCCACGUUGCGCGAGUCGCAGUACGCGGCCAACGAGCGCGUAGUCGCAGCUGCAGAGGGAAUGCUGGCGCCCGUGACCCGAACGGAACGGUUUCUCACCGUGGCGGGGUCGCACACAGCGGCCUUUUUGAAGGCGACCGUGACAGGCGCACGUGCCGCGGACGGUAGCAGCCUGGGCGCCCUUGUGGCGGGGCGCGAGCCGGACCACCCGGUGAACGUGCUACUUCGCGACGGCUGGGAAUGGUUGAUCAUUUCCUCUUCUGUUGAGGCGAGCUUUCCAGAGCUGGCGACUUCAUUCCAGCAGUCUUACAACACGGCGCACGCUGCUGCGAAGGUGCUGAGUGAGGUGGAGUGCAUGCAGACUUUUGCAAGUCUGUUCAUGCAGAAGAGAGCACAUGGCAGCUUGACCGAGGAAGAGCGCAAGGACGCUGCCCUGGAGCAGCUCUUGCUGUCGAAACCAGCGUGCGCGAAAUACGCGGGUAGCUUGGCGCAGUACGUUUUGUUGUACGGCGGGGGAGAAGGUGAGCGGUUCCCGCUGGUCGAGUUUUUGGCUUGCUUUAGCAAGGUCUUCGGAGCAUCUAUGAUGCUGGGGGAGGAUUUCGUGCGCGCAGUGGUCGCGACAGAAGUGAAGGGGCAACUUCUGCCGAUGGUGAGGUGCGCCUUGCUGGCAUGCCAGCUUACGGCGCCGGUGCAGAAAUGCAGGGAUGGGUUUGCGCGACUUCUCUUGUCGAGUGACGCAGAGAAGCUACGCGGGGCGGCGCUCGCGAAGCGGGUGGCGGAGACCGAGGAGUGUCUGGCGCGCGCUUGGCCGCUGUACCUGCAGGCGGCAGCUUUGGCGGAGAAUGGGGAGCCUCUGAAGGCUAUGGGCCGCUUGAUGGUGCGAGCCGUGCUCCUGCUACUGCAGAAGCAAAAGGCUGGAAGGGAGGCGCGGGUCUACGCGAACUUGGCGGAGGUGAGCGCGGUGUUCGCGAAGGAGCUGCAGGGCGAGGGUGCGCCUGCAGCGGCGGCGUCCGGGACCAAACGCUCGAAGCAGCAGCCGGAGAGAGCUCUGAGCUUGAAGGAGUGCGCCGACCCGGCGGUCGUGGCACUGCAGGGGAACAAGCACCUGAUGCUGGGAGAGCGGUAUACCAACAAGGAGCACGCUGCACAAGUCUUCCGCUUGGUGAGCUUGGACGCUGCGGGCGCGGUCUUUCGCGGGCAGCGCUUGUUCGAGCCGGAGCUCGAGGUCAUCGAGGACCUGCAGAAGCUGAAGAGCUGGAAGCGCACGCAAGCUGCGGAGUGCUUCCUUUGUGAGCCUGCAGUGGCUGCAGCUCUGCAGCCGCCGUGCGCCCUCAGCGGCGAAAUCCGCCGACUGCGUGCCCAAACCUUGCUUUGGCAGCACUUCGAGCAGCAGAGCUGCGGCACGGUGCUGUUUGCAGCCAAUCCGUGCGCGAUUUACGCGGAUAAAACCUACAAGGCGAAGAAGCUGAAGCUCUGGCCUGGGGGCACACUUGCUGCUGUCAAGGCCGGGGAGGCCAAGGAAGGUGCAGUGUUGGUGCAGUUCGAGGGCGAGAGUUUCGCUGUGCAGCCUGUGCGUCCCACCGCAGACUUUGCGAAGGCAAGCGUGCUUGUGGCGUUCUGGUGGGCGUACAAAACGUCCGACGAAGGCAACUUGCAGGUGACGAGUGCGAAAAUCGCAGGUCUGACCGUGCCGGUGCUGACGAAUGAGCAGGAAGUGCUGAAGCAUGAGCUUCUGCAGCUGAAAGCUCCCGACCAAGGCUCGCCGAAGAAGCGCGCCAAGAAGGCGGCGUGA